Racocetra persica is the source of this 663-nucleotide messenger RNA. The record is from the annotation of a GenBank genome assembly. Lineage: Eukaryota; Fungi; Glomeromycota; Glomeromycetes; Diversisporales; Gigasporaceae.
AUGAAAGUUGUCUUAAUUCCUCUUUUUUCGCAUACAUCUGAUACUUGUUGUGAUUGUCAACCUGGUCAUUCGUUUAGAACAGACUGGUGUCUUGACCUUCACGGUUUUUUAUCUCGUGAAGAAUUCGCUGCUAGACUUGAUCAAAUAAAUAAUCAUGUCAAAGGCGUUGAACUAAUGAGUCCAAAAACAAAAUACUUAUUAUAUUCAAUAGCUUCCAUUGGUACUAUUUUGAUUACAAUUAUCUUUAUUAUAAUUAUGCCAUUUAUUGGCUUCUUUAUAAGCACUACCAUAUGUUCUAUUCUAUUCUUUUUUGCUAAAUUUAUGAUCGAAAGAAAUGCUGCGGAACGCGCUGAAAAAUUUACUAAUCUUUUAAACGAACUUUUUGCUCGUUACAAUGAAAAUGAAAAUCCAACUGUUAAUUGGAAAUUCUGGUGGGUUACAUCUUACGAAAAGUAUGUUAAUGGAAUGGAUGGAAGAGCUUUUGGAAAUGGGCGUAUAAACGUAUUAAAGCUCGGUUAUUGUCUUAGUAUUAAAUUUGCUUCACUAUUUACUGAUAAUGCAUUGAUAAUACUUGAGAUAAAUGAUGCCCUUUCUGAUCUUACAGCUAAUACCGUCCGUGUAAAUAUUGCGAAUGAUAGUAUAAUCUUGAGUACUCUAUAUUGA